Molecule: messenger RNA, 3497 nt
Organism: Saccostrea echinata
Lineage: Eukaryota; Metazoa; Mollusca; Bivalvia; Ostreida; Ostreidae
Product: palmitoyltransferase ZDHHC11-like
Exons: 11
Coding region: 117-1859 (580 amino acids)
Biological process (GO): peptidyl-L-cysteine S-palmitoylation; protein targeting to membrane
Cellular component (GO): Golgi apparatus; endoplasmic reticulum
Molecular function (GO): protein-cysteine S-palmitoyltransferase activity
Source: RefSeq, a predicted model, not a curated record
AGAAAAAAAUGAUAAUGUAUACGUACAUAAAUUUGCAGUUUUUUCGUGAUUGUUAUUUAAAAUGAAUUAAAAAUGUGAGGUCAUGCAAAUGUAAUUUCAACAGAAACCUUGCAGACAUGUCAAGAGAAUUAUUUCGCCCACAGUAUCGACAGAUCAGCAGAAAGAAUGGAUGGACCUGUCCACCUCAUCCUCUGCAAUGUGUGGCCUGGUUUUUCGUUCUUUACUUUUCGUUUGUGAAUUUCACAACUUUGGUUCCACAUUUACACUCAGAUUCUCAGCCAGCUGUUUAUGCACUCACGGGUAUUGCAUUGCUUUCCCAUAUUAUUACUCAUAUUGUGGCCAGCACCAUAAACCCAGCAGAUCCUGCAGUGCUGAAAGGCAGUCAAAAAAGAAAGCCAUUUGAUAGAAAGAAACAUCCUCAUGUUAUUGAUGAAAACAUGCAUUGCUAUAUCUGUGAAACAGAUGUUGCCUCCAACUCUAAGCAUUGUAGUGCCUGUAAUAAGUGUGUAGCCGAGUUUGACCAUCACUGUAAAUGGCUGAACAACUGUGUGGGAGGCAAGAACUACAGGUGGUUUCUUGCAGUGCUGGUGACUGGUAUGUUGGGUGUAUUAUUCGUCCUAAUUGUGGCCUUGCUGGAGUUUGUGUCUUACUAUAGUGAUAAAACUGAAGGGAAAAUUUUGCAACCAUAUAUAGAGUUUAGGAUCUGCUAUGCACCAGUUCCUGAUAAUGGCUUUCUAGCCAUAGUGGGUGUCACUUCUGUAUUCUUACUUCUGGCACUGGGACUACUUAUACACUUAUUUGCCUUCCAUUGUUAUUUAAUGUAUAACCACAUGACAACAUAUGAGUACAUAGUCCAUCAGCGAGAGAGAGAAGAAAAUGAUUACAAUACAGACGUCCCAAGUAGUCACAGGGAGAAGAAAAAGUCAAAAAUGAAAAAUAGGGUAGAGCCAAGCAAUGUGAGAAAUGGAAAAGACAAAAUGUCAUCAUCCUCUGAUAUGAAUGAAAACAGUGGUCUACAUUAUCAGAAAAUGUUAGAAGAGGCAGAGCGACAGAGAACAGAUGGGGAAACUCCUCCUCCCCUGACCUCCCCCAUACAUCACCUAGACAACAAUAAUAUGACUUUUGAUAAGUACAGCCGUGUUGAUGAUAGUGAUGGAAGCAAUACAGUGAAGAGAUUGAGGAGGAAGAAGAGAAAAAGCCUCCGAGGUCAUCCGAGGCAAAACACUGGCGGAGACACCCAGGAAACAGAUCAGAAAAUAUCCACUAUUGACAAUUCUUCGUUAUACUACACCAAAUCUUUAAAAACACAAAUGGAAGCUUCUUUAAAGAAGCAUUCACAGAAAUUGAUGCCUAGUGUUCAUGAAAAUAAAAGCUAUCAUUCUGACACAGACGAUUCCCAAAAUGAGGCUCCGCCAAAAACUGUUUUAAAGGGAGACUAUACUCAAGAUAUAAGCCCAGACUCAGGAAUCAAUUCACAGGAUUCUCUUCGCAGAAGUAAACGAUUAAGACGUAAAAAGCCCCGUAAACCCAAAAACAUGGAUGUAGAAGAAGAAGAAAAUGAGGACUUGAAUUCAACCACGAUUUUCACAGUAAAUGGAUCAGCCAAAUUUAAUAGAGAUGGUAGUCUGAAUUAUAAGGAUGGUUUUCGAGAACUUCCGUUAACACCUGUUCAACUGAGGAAGAGUGGGAAUCCCAGUGAAAGUAGACGUGUAGAAGUGCCAAAAUUAGACUUAGGAGCUUUGAGGGAAAGUCAUGAGAGUAAUUCGUAUCAGCCUGUUAGUUCACUAAGGUCAUCAGAUACGUACAGAGCGGUGCUAGGAAAAAUUCCUGAGAGAUCAUCAUAUGACACAGAGGUCUAGUCUAUUUUUUGAUUCUGUUGAAAUCUUGAGAAAGUGGGUUUUUUCCCCCUUAAUGUUUAACUGUAUCUCUAAAAAGAAAUUGAAAGUCACUGUAUGUGAUGCCUGAACAUAACUUUGGUUAAUUCAUUCCUCUAAUCCUGUAGUAAUUCUGUUUAAUGAGCAAAAAAUUUAGGACAAUCAACAUUUAAUUUUAUUGGAUUUGAAAGACAUGCACGUGUACUUUGUCAUAUGAUCAUAUUGUCUGUAAUUAUUUCUUCCUUUGUUGUAAUUCUCAAAAAUGGUAAAACACUUUUAUCAAAGUCGUGUUGAUAUUCAUCAUUUGAUACUUUCCUUGAAUGUUCUUGUAUUUAUUCUAUUGUACUGCCUGCUUUUACAAUCCAAAUAAUUGAUUUUAUUUACAACUGCUUUUUCAAUUACCUUGACUGUGAUAUAAUUUAAACUGUAUGGUUGUCAGUGUGUUAUACCAUAAUGUUACCAUUCCUUUAUAUUGGUUGAAGAAGGGCAUGUAGUAUUGUGAUACUGUAGACGUACAUUUUUCUGCAUGGUAUUAAUUAAUGCUAUGUAUGUGGUCAUAGAUUUUCCACGGAAAUUUGUCCCAGCAAACCUAUAAUACAUCUAAGACAUACAACAACAAUCCAAGAAAUCUGUGUAAGCUUCUACCCACGGAUUCAACAAAAAUUGCAAUUCCUUGGAAUUAUGACUAUGUAGAAAAAGUAUGUUUACAGUAUAUGAAGAAAAAAGUAAUCUUCUUUCAUCAACAGAGGGUUGAAACUGCCUUUACUCUGUUGGAACAAGAACGGAGUCAAUUCAAAUUGAGUACUUAUUUAUAUAAACAUGAUGUGUGAAAUUUUAAUUUUGAACAUGGCUGAGCAUAUUUUUUCCCUAAUUUUUAUGUUAUCAAAGCUAUUUUGUUUUAAAUCAAUUAUACACAUGCAUAUUUUAAUUGUAUACUUAUUGGCUUACAAAUGCAUUAUUGUUUCCGUCCAGUAUAUUGUUUUCAAUAUAUUUUAUUCCUUUUUUUAUUGCAUCUUAUAUUAUUUAUUGUUGGUGAAUCCAUUCCAUUUAGAUUAUGAAGGACCAAACUCACAAGAUGUUAGAACUCUUCAUUAUUCAUCUGAGCAAUUCAGUAGAGUAUAUUGCAGGAUUCAUUAUUUGUACUAUGGGAAAAAAUGAUUUCUUAUAAUUUUCAGACAUUAAUAUCUGCAAACUAAGUAUUUGUGCCUUCUUAAAGAAAAUCUAUACACAAACAUUUGUAGUACAUGUACAUGUACUUGGAUAAUUGUAUUGUUUAUAGGUUCCUGGUAAUAAUUACAUGUACAGAGUAACUAGUUCAAUCCAGAUUUUUUUCCUCAGUGUUUUGUUUCAUUGACAAUUUUGGACCCUAGAAACUAAACAAUUGAUACUAAGUAAAUGUGGUUUAGAUAAGUUUCACUGUGACACCUUUCAGCUGUUUUGUUGUUGAUUUUUUUUUACUAGCAGGUAAAGUUUUUAGAUCACUUUUAACUUUAACAUGAUUUUGGGUUCCUCAUUUUAAUUUUUUUGUACAGUAAGUUUACACAGAGCACUUUUUAGUGUAUUAUCAAUUGUUGAUUAAAUUAUUAUAAUUAAUUUAUACUGACAGGACUUUGUCUAAUCUGU